Molecule: messenger RNA, 2414 nt
Organism: Struthio camelus australis
Lineage: Eukaryota; Metazoa; Chordata; Aves; Struthioniformes; Struthionidae
Source: RefSeq, a predicted model, not a curated record
AUGCCUCCGGACACCCGGGGCGCAGGGCCCCGCCACCGCGCCAAGAGACGGGCCUCCACCUCCACCUCCACCUCCACCUCCGCGCGCCCAGCCCCUGUGCGACGCCUGGGCCCCGCUCUCCCCCGGAGAAUAAAAACACUGAAACUUGCUCUAUUACAUGUCGCUGCAGGAGUGCUGGUUUUGUCAUGGUACCCACCUGGCCUAGCAGACGACAACGGGGAACCAUCAGACAGCCUUGUGCCAUUUAUACUGGAUGCUGCACACAGAUAUGCCAUAAAGGUUGCCUUCCAUAUCCAGCCAUACAAAGGGCGUGAUGAUCACACCGUGCACGAAAACAUCAAAUACAUCACGGACAAAUAUGGAUCACAUGCAGCUUUUUAUAAGUACAAGACCAGCACUGGCAGAAGUCUCCCACUGUUUUAUAUCUACGAUUCCUACUUGACACCAGCUGAAUCGUGGGCCAACCUUCUCACAUCAUCAGGCUCCCACUCUCUCCGCAAUACUGCUUAUGAUGCUGUGUUCAUAGCACUGCUGGUGGAGGAAGGACACAAGCACGAUAUCCUCUCUGCAGGGUAUGAUGGCAUGUACACAUACUUCGCAUCCAACGGCUUCUCUUUUGGCUCAUCCCACCAGAACUGGAAAGCGAUCAAAACUUUCUGUGACUCCAACAACCUGAUGUUCAUCCCCAGUGUUGGCCCAGGCUACAUUGACACUAGCAUCCGCCCUUGGAACAACCACAAUACUCGGAAUAGAGUCAACGGGAAGUACUAUGAAACAGCUCUGCAGGCUGCUCUCAUGGUCAGGCCAGAGAUAGUUUCCAUCACUUCUUUCAAUGAAUGGCAUGAAGGCACCCAGAUUGAGAAAGCUGUACCCAAGAAGACUCUGACACGCCUUUAUCUGGACUACCUUCCUCAUCAGCCUAGCAUGUAUUUGGAGCUGACCCGCAGGUGGGCAGAACACUUCAGCAAAGAGAAAGAGCAGUGGCUGAUGUGACUUCAGUAUUUGCCUUACUCGGAAAAAAGUCCCAUUGACAAAGCUGCAGCAGAGAGAAGCACUUAAGGAAAAAGCACUCAAGAAGCAGCCACAGGAGUGAAGUCUCUGUGCAGAGCAUUCAGCCUAUUCAGGCAGCUGUAGCAAACAGCAUUCUCCACAAGCACCCCUAGGAUUGCUUAAGCCCCAACUCCAAAAUCCCAGGAGGAAGCGUUAUAAGGAGCAGAGGAUCUCUAAGCAGCAGUCCAACCUAGCUCUCCUGCAGAUUUAGUACAGACAACCCUUUCACAGCUCUUCUGGAAUCUUCACAGGGCUGCUGGCUUGUGGGCCAGAGAUCUGGUCCAUUUUUCUUACAGUGUGUAUGUUCUGUGGCGUUCCACAUAGUUAGCCGGGUUCUAGCAUACUUUUUACCUGAUGCCCUUGGCCCACCAUCUGCAGUGAUCACAUAUUGCCUCACUCCACUAGCAGCUCUGACAAAGCAUUUCCCUAUAAGCUUAAUGGAAAAAAAGGUUCCUCUAAAUUGUCUACUAUAGAGGAAACUAAAUCAUGCAAUUACGUACCCUUUGCUUUAUGCAAGCUCUUUCAUAACCAAGGAGUUCUGCUUUGGGUGUUGUCCCUGUGACCCACUGUAUCCAAAUAAAGAUAAUUAGAGCUGGAAUGCUAGCGACUAUUUAACCUACUGUGUGUGUUGGACACCAAGGAAAUUCAAUGAUCUCUCCUAAAGGCUCUUACCUGAUUGCUUAGCGUUCCAUGUUUUGAAAAUUUAGAUCUGAAUUGUUUUAUCCUCUUAGCAACCAAGGAACAAAAACAUUUGCAAUAAAAAUGCAAUUGAAAAUACCAUUAAUUUGUGCUUUGAAAGAAAGUCAGCACACAGGAGUGCACAACCCCCUUUUGGGGUUUUUUUUAACAUGCAUAGGCCCUUCCAAAUUAGCCAUUAAAGUUAAUUUAUACUUGUCUGUAUCAAUAAAAUGAGAAGUGGCAGCUCUGUAUGCGAGACAAUGGUCUAUUCACAUGUGCCUAUGGUGUGUCAUAUGUGACGGAAAACAUCUAAAAAUAAGCAUUUAUAACAAAAAUAUGUUGCUUACCAGUUUUAAGAUUAAUAGCACCACAAACUUUACUGUUCCUUGAAGAAUAAAUACCAGAGGAAACUUUCAUCCUGUUCCCUAUUUACUUCAAUUUAGCACCGUUCCCAAAACAAGAUCAAGAGAGAAGAAAGUCCACAUAAGAAACUGAAGAUCAACACAUUAAGAGCUUGGCUUCUUUCUUCCACUAGAAAAAAGUUAGGCCUUCUAAUAGAUCUAAGCAACUCAUAUCUAGGUAGAGAACUGAAUUUUUUUCUUUUUUAAGCAUUUACAGUUUCAUCUUAACAGCAGGUUUGAUUGUAUUCGUAACAGAGAAAACUAGCCAGAGAACAAUGUACCUAC